UGCCUGGAGAUGACAACCAAACGGAAAAUAAUUGGCCGGCUGGUGCCAUGCAGAUGUUUUCGGGGUGAGGAAGAGAUAAUAUCAGUUUUGGAUUAUUCGCACUGCAGCCUUCAACAGGUGCCAAAAGAAGUGUUUAAUUUUGAAAGAACGUUGGAGGAACUUUAUCUGGAUGCUAAUCAAAUUGAAGAGUUGCCAAAGCAAUUAUUCAAUUGCCAGGCUCUUCGGAAGCUAAGUAUGCCUGACAAUGAUCUUUCAAGUCUGCCAGCAGCUAUUGCUAGCCUGGUGAAUCUUAAAGAGUUGGAUAUCAGCAAGAACGGAAUUCAAGAAUUUCCAGAUAAUAUAAAGUGCUGUAAAUGUUUAACUAUAAUUGAAGCUAGUGUGAAUCCCAUAUCCAAGUUGCCAGAUGGUUUUACACAGCUCCUUAAUCUGACUCAGUUGUACCUUAACGAUGCCUUUCUUGAGUACCUUCCAUCAAAUUUUGGAAGGCUCAGCAAAUUGCGAAUAUUGGAAUUAAGAGAAAAUCAUUUGAAAACGUUACCAAAGUCAAUGAAUAAGUUAACCCAGCUGGAGAGACUUGAUUUAGGCAAUAAUGAGUUUGCUGAGCUGCCAGAAGGUUUGGAACAAAUACAAAAUUUGAAAGAAUUGUGGAUAGACAACAAUGCACUCCAAACACUGCCUGGGUCUACAGGAAAAUUAAAGCAGUUGAUAUACCUGGAUAUGUCUAAAAAUCGGAUUGAGAGUGUAGACCUGGAUAUAUCUGGAUGUGAAUCGAUAGAAGAUCUGUUACUUUCCUCUAAUUUAUUACAACAGUUGCCUGAUUCUAUAGGUUUGUUGAAAAAACUUACUACUUUGAAAGUAGAUGACAAUCAACUUGUAGCACUACCAAAUACCAUUGGGAAUUUAUCAUUAUUAGAAGAGUUUGAUUGCAGCUGUAAUGAGUUGGAAUCCUUACCUCCCACAAUUGGAUAUCUACACAGUCUUCGAACAUUAGCUGUUGAUGAAAAUUUCCUUACAGAGCUGCCCAGGGAAAUUGGAAAUUGCAAGAAUGUGACAGUAAUGUCUCUACGAUCCAACAAGCUGGAAUUUCUUCCUGAAGAGAUCGGGCAGAUGCAAAAACUAAGGGUUUUAAACUUGAGUGAUAACAGGUUAAAGAAUUUACCAUUCAGCUUUACUAAACUUAAAGAACUUGCUGCUCUGUGGCUUUCUGACAAUCAGUCCAAAGCACUCAUUCCUCUUCAAACUGAAGCUCACCCAGAGACAAAGCAGAGGGUGUUAACAAACUACAUGUUCCCCCAGCAACCUCGUGGGGAUGAAGAUUUCCAGUCAGACACUGAUAGUUUCAAUCCAACGCUUUGGGAGGAACAGCGGCAGCAACGCAUGACUGUAGCUUUUGAGUUUGAAGACAAGAAGGAGGAAGAAGAAAACCCUGGAAAAGUCAAGGUUGAAAUUAAUUUAAAGCGUUAUCCAACACCCUAUCCAGAAGAUUUGAAGAACAUGGUAAAAUCAGUGCAAAACAUGGUAGGCAAAAGCCAUGGUGGAUCUAUGGAGAAUUCAAUACCUCCAUCUGGCACCGAACAAAACCUAAAGGAAAAGUAUGACCAUAAAUGGCCAAUGUCAGCAAAGGACAUUAAAUCUGAGGUUGCAGUUCGGGAACACAAAGAAUUCCAAAAGAGCCAGAUGUCUGACUCAGGAAACAUUCGUAGUUUUUCUUUGGAUGCUCCUAAAAGGAAGGAAAAGGAAGACCAUUCUGAAAGAUCAGAGGAUUUUGGACAUCGUACCAGUGAAAUGCGAAUGGCAGAGCUUCGACCAUCCUUAAUUGAGACCCCAUUGUAUCCUCCAAAACUUGUACUGCUGGGUAAAGAUAAAAAAGAGUCCACAGAUGAGUCAGAAGUUGAUAAACAUCACCAUAACAGUGUUUCAUCAGGCACAUAUUCUGACUACUCACCUUCCCAGGCUUCAUCAGGGUCCUCAAAUGCACGAGUCAAAGUGCAGAUUUCCGCUAAAGAAGCAGUAAACAGUUCGUUGUGGGGCAACAGGCUUGCUCAAUCAUUUCCACAGCCACUAGAAACAAAGCCAUUACUGAGCCAGCGUGAGUCAGCACCAGUAGGGAAUCUACAACAACGCAAUGAUAGACAGGCCCUCAAUGACUCGUUUACUGAAAACUGGAAUGAUAGCUCACACUAUGAUAACACUGGAUUUGUUGCAGAAGAAAAUACAGUAGAGAAUCCCAAUAGUAACCCAAUGCUGAACUCAAAAUCAAGAAGCACAUCUGCUCAUGGACGCAGACCAUUGAUUAGACAGGAUAGAAUAGUUGGCAUUCCCUUGGAACUAGAACAGUCAACCCAGAGAAGCCAGCCUGAAUCAGACGUGCCUCCUAGCAAUCCCUGGCAGAAUUGGACUAGAACACCAAGUCCAUUUGAAGAUAGGACAGCUUUCCCUUCUAAAUUGGAAAGCACUCCUGUUAAUAGUCCUUUUCCAGAACGAAAAAUUCAUAAACAACAAUCAAUGGACAACCCAAGCACAUAUUCAUCAGGGGCAGCAUGGGAGUUUCAUGAUUCAAGCUCCAACAGGAAUACAGGAAAUGUAUUUGCACAUUCUCAUAGUCGGCCAGAGUCUGCCAAAAAUACUAUUUCAAUAAGCAAAAGUACUGAAAGGUUAUCUCCUUUAAUGAAAGAUUUGAAGACAGGGAGGUUUAAAAAAUCGCAAAGUAUAGAUGAGAUAGACAUUGGUGCAUUCAAAGUAUAUAACAUACCAUUGCAACAUUAUGAUCACAGAAACAUAAUGCAUGGAAGCCAUGAAAGAUCAGACUUAUCUUUGGGACAGGAGCACAGUAUGUCACGUAGCCAGUCUGUACCAAUGCUUGAUGAUGAGUUAUUAGGCUAUGGUAGCAGUCGAGGUCAACAAAAUCACAAAACAACAAAAAAAGUCUACCAGUUUGACCAAAGUUUUAAUCCUCAAGGAGCAGUAGAAGUUAAACCAGACAAAAGGGCACCUCCACCAUUUUCAUACAAUCCAGAUUAUGCUGCACAGCAAACUAAAACAAUUGCAAAAGAUUUAAUCAGUCCACGAGCGUAUAGAGGGUAUCAGCCCAUAGAGCAAAUGUUCUCCUUUUCACAGCCAUCAGUAAAUGAAGAUUCCAUUCCUCCUCAGUUUACAAAUCAAGGACCAAGGGCAGGGUUUAUGAAAAGAGCAGAUUCUUUAGCAAGUGCCACUGAAAUGGCAAUGUAUAGGAGAGUCAGUGAGCCACAUGAACUCCCCCAGACUGAUAGGUAUGGAAGACCGCCUUUCCUUGGAGCCGUAGAACGCCAAAGCAGUAUGUCAGUGGCUGAUGCUCAGUUUCUAAAAAGGAAUGGAAGGUAUGAAGAUGACCACACUUCAUAUCCAGAUAUAAAAUCUCAGACUGGAAACUAUCAAGUUAAAACCCUAACUCAGAGAAGGCCUUUAUCUGCAAGAAGCUAUAGUACAGAGACAUAUGGAACAUCUCAAACCAGACCUGUCUCUGCAAGGCCAACUAUGGCAGCUUUGCUUGAAAAGAUACCAUCUGAUUACAACCUGGUUAAUUAUGGUGAUAAAGCACCAGAUACCAGUGAUAUGAAGACAAGACCUAAUUCUGGGAAACUAGAUGACAGCUGCAAUAAAAUGCCACCAGACUGGAGACAACAGUUGCUAAGGCAUAUAGAAGCUAGAAGGUUAGACAGGAAUGCUGCAUAUAAGCACAACACAAUUAAUCUUGGCAUGCUACACUCUGGACGUAAUUCAGCAAUGCAUGCUGGCAAAAGCUUGAGUUUAACCAUGCAGCCUAGACCUAACUAUCAAGAAAUACAGCUCUAUAAUACUCCAUCACAGCAGAGUAACAUCUUGGACAACGGACAAGAAGACAUGUCCCUAGGUCAAUGGAAUCCGUAUGCACUGGGUCGAAGAGAUGUACCACCUGAAACAAUUUCCAAGAAGCUCCCUGAAGCUUUGCCUAACGGGUUACAUUACCCACAGGCUGGAAGCCAUAUUCAGACACUUAUGGGAUCCCAGAGCCUACAGCACAGAUCCAGAGAGCAGCCGCAUUAUGAUGGGGGUAUGAAUAAAGUGACCAUUCAGCAGUAUCAGUCACCGCUGCCAAUUCAGAUCCCUUCUGCACAAAGAGGUCCGCAGUCUGGACGGUGUUUGAUCCAAACAAAAGGACAAAGAAGUAUGGAUGGAUACCCAGAACAGUACUGCGUAAGAAUAGAAAAAAAUCCAGGACUUGGAUUUAGUAUCAGUGGUGGAAUAAGUGGACAAGGAAAUCCAUUCAAACCUUCGGACAAGGGUAUCUUUGUUACUAGGGUUCAGCCUGAUGGACCAGCAUCCAGCGUGCUCCGGUCCGGGGAUAAGAUUCUAAUGGCAAAUGGCCACAGUUUUGUACAUAUGGAGCAUGAAAAAGCUGUCUCAUUGCUGAAGAGCUUUCAAAACACAGUAGAUCUAAUUAUACAACGUGAGCUUACUGUCUAA
Molecule: messenger RNA, 4482 nt
Organism: Bombina bombina (fire-bellied toad)
Lineage: Eukaryota; Metazoa; Chordata; Amphibia; Anura; Bombinatoridae
Gene: LRRC7
Product: leucine rich repeat containing 7
Exons: 25
Coding region: 10-4482 (1490 amino acids)
Biological process (GO): neurotransmitter receptor transport postsynaptic membrane to endosome; neurotransmitter receptor transport, endosome to postsynaptic membrane
Cellular component (GO): postsynaptic membrane; adherens junction; postsynaptic density
Molecular function (GO): protein binding
Source: RefSeq, a predicted model, not a curated record